AUGGCAACAAAUAGAGUUUGCAAAAAGUUUUUCCUAGCUACAUUAUGUGUUAGCUUUGGUCCAGUUUAUACAGCUUUGGCUGAGAAGGGCGAGGCUGGUAACUUUGUUGGUGAAGGUAAAAGGGGUCAUCAUACACCGAGUAACAAGACUAGCGAGGAACGAUUAGAUUUAGUUCGUAAGCAUAUAGAAAGUUUUCCGAAGAUUGAAUCACACUACACCAGAAGUGAUACCCAUCGCCAAUACUUAAACCUAGAUCUGAGUAUAAGUAAGAUGUACCAGUUGUAUAAAUUGUAUUGUGAUCAAUUAGUACCACCAAAAACAAAUCCUGUAGAAGAAUUAACAUACAGAAGAUUAUUUUGUACUGAAUACAACCUUUCCUUCUUUCACCCCAAAAAAGACCAAUGCAUGAAAUGUUCAAAACAUGAAAUCUUAACAGGCAUUGAUAACGUCAAUUUUGAGGAGGAAUACCAGGCUCAUCUCCAACGCAGUAAAGAAGCUCAAGCUGCAAAGUCUUCAGAUAAAUUAAGAGCUACAAAAGAUUCAAAUUUCAUCUCUGCUUCUUUUGAUCUUCAAAGCGUUCUUCACCUACCAAAUACCAAUGCAUCCCUCCUCUAUUACAGUAGAAAGCUUAGUCUAUACAAUCUAUGUAUUUAUAAUGCAGCCAAACCUAACGAUGCAUUUUGCUACUGCUGGAACCAAGUUCAAGCUGGGCGUGGAAGAUUGGAACCGCUAUUUACAAUUGGUUAUCAGAUCUACCGAGUAAUAUUAGACUUGGAGAGGUAUCACUUUUUUCAGAUACAUGCGGAGGUCAAAACCGGAAUCAAAAUGUAG
Messenger RNA from Lottia gigantea (owl limpet), 831 nucleotides. RefSeq lists its product as hypothetical. The coding region runs from base 1 to 831 and encodes 276 amino acids. The transcript has 2 exons. NCBI's taxonomy places the organism in Eukaryota, Metazoa, Mollusca, Gastropoda, Lottiidae. The record is from RefSeq and is a predicted model, not a curated record.